AUGUCUGUCGAGUGAGUACCUCUACGCCUUCUAAAGCAGAGUCAUUUCCACCUCCGCCAUUCGGAGGGCCUGGACACCUUGACCUUGGCGUUCGACGACCCUCUCCCAGGCAUCAAGUACGUCAGGACUUGUAGCUGAUCACGCUCUCUCGCAUGAUCCUCUUCUAGUCUCAACCCGCACGUCCAGCUUGGUUUCCCUAGUGAGUAAGAGGCGGGCGAGAUGCAACAGUGAUUGAGUUAGCCGCGGGAAGAGGUAGCUGGGAUGCGUCUCGCGAGCGGAUUGCUGGUGAUUGCGCCCUGCCAGCAACCAAAAUCAUCAGACACCAGCAGGGCUUCAGCUGCGCCUUGCGGCCAUGGACUGGCUCAUCAAGCAGGGCGGACGAGUGCAGUCAUGUGCCUCGCUUGUCAGGCUGCAUGUCCCGCAAAUUCACUUCGCCAAUGGGCGUCUUUCAGAAAGGGACCUUCUUUCGAGUGCUAGCAGGACGCUUCGACUCGCUGCUUCGGGGCGCGAAUCAGGAGCCGGCCGAUCGCUUGUGAGAUGGCCCUCAGAAGCUGGAGCGCAACAUUUGCGUUGAUGCGCACGAAAGGGCCAGUCUCAAGGCAGGGCAGGAAAGCUCCUGUCACCUCACCUUUUUACGGGUCAUUGCGCUUCAAUUUCCUCGAGAUGUAGUCAUUUUGGACCCCGCUGGUCGCUUGUUACUCUGCACGCAGGUGUAAAUACAGUAUUCUGACGAUGGACUCUCUUACACCACUAGGACCCUUGACGCAGCUUGUCAAGCGCUCUUUGCAAGUCUCCAACCCUCACGCUCAACCGGUGGCUUUCAAGGUCAAGACGACCGCACCCAAGCAGUACUGCGUGCGCCCAAAUUCGGGGAGGAUCGAGCCGGGAGAGAAGGUUGAAGUACAAGGUUAGUCACCAAAAGUCCGCUCCUUUGCGUCACCUGUGCCCAAUCUGCUGGGACGGUGCGCUGACGCUAUGUGUAUGCUCUACGCUGCUUCUCCUCGCAGUUCUUUUGCAGCCUAUGAAAGAAGAACCACCUACCUCUGCCAAAUGUCGCGACAAAUUUCUGGUCCAGUCCACCAUCAUCACUCCCGAGCGCGAGACGACUUCCCUCAGCGAGCUUUGGGGAGUGGUAGAAAAGGAGGACAAGAGCGCAAUUCACGAACAAAAGAUUCGAGUUGCUUUCCUGCCUGCUGCCACUGCGCCCGUGCCAGAGGAGGAAGAGCAUGUCGGUAGUAACAUUUCGAACGGCGACGAGGUAAGUAGAGGGCAGUUGAAACUAUUCGCGAGUAACAGCAAGAGAAGGAAAUGUAGCAAGCCGGAGCUCUGUGGUUCGCGCGCCCCGCGCACGACUCACUGACACUCUCGCCUCUCCCUUGGCAUACUGGUACCCUCGCAGAAAUACAGCACCGUGCGUGGAACGCCUUCUCGCGGUGCCAAUGGUAGCUCUCCAGGAAAUGACGAUGGCUCCUUCUCUUCGCCUACUCAGGGCUCGACUUCUCCUGCCAAUGGCACGACAAACCCCAUUGCCGCUGCGCGCAGCGCCGCCGCUAACACCGACGGUGGCGCUCUGGCCGCCUCUCGCAACGCAGCGGUAGCAGCGGGCGGAGCGGCCGCCGCUGGAGCAGGGGCUGCUUUCGCUGCCACCAAGUCUGCUGGCUCUCGUGCGGUGGAGAAAACGCCCGCAGAAUACCAAAGCGAGAUCAAGCGACUUCAGCAGCAGCUCGAUUCCGCUGCCAAAAAGGGAGCUCAACAAAUCCAGUCCGCUAAUUCCGAAGGCGUUAGCCUUCAGGUUGUAGGGGUUCUCCUGGUCGCUUCUUUCCUGCUUGGAGCCUACCUUCUUUAA
This is a messenger RNA of Ceraceosorus bombacis, 1846 nucleotides long. Lineage: Eukaryota; Fungi; Basidiomycota; Exobasidiomycetes; Ceraceosorales; Ceraceosoraceae. The record is from the annotation of a GenBank genome assembly.